UUCAAACACAGACAAACAGCGCUUUACUACGAGCCCAGAAGUGUCGCGCUGCACGCAUGACAACAGAAACGAGUCCUCCUGAGAGCAGACUGUGAGGCUCUGAACCGCUCCACACGACGCGCCUUCAACUUUCCCGAAAACAGCCAGAGAGAGAAGAGGCUGGCGGAGGACGGACACGUUUUCAAACCUUCUUCUCUGGAGGAGGAUUUUUGGUGAAAAGGUGGAGAAGCCGAGGGGACCGGCGGCGGCGUCGAACAAGUUGGUGCAUGGAAGAAAAAAAAAAAAAAAACACACACACACACACAGAAGAGGAGCAGAUGAGAAGUUUGUUCUGGUGCACGAGCCGCGUACCUGCAUGUUGUGUGUGUUUGUAGCGACAGACACUCAGACAGAGGAGAGCCAUCCUUUGCUCUGUGAUAUCACUCAGAGCUAAAACAGAGUCCCGGAGAAGCCUCGGAGCGAGCAGCGCUCAGCGGUGGGUGCAGAUUUUGCUGCGGCGUGGAGCUGCUGCUGCUCCCUGAAUGCAGAGGAAACACUGAAAGCCGUUCUCCAGACCUCCCUGCAGCUUCAGGGGAGAUUGUCAGAUGUGUACCCAGCACUCAAAGCCCCUGGCCUGGCCGCGGGGAUGGCAGCCUCUGCCCUGAACCUGAACGGCCUCGGAGUCAUGAACAGCAGUAAUCAGUUUCACUCCCAGCCAGGCUCCUCUAGCACCACCUCUGCAGCGAGAGCCAGUCCGGUCAGUCUACCUGUGCUGCCGGUUCCAGAUCGCAGCACCUGCUGUCAGUUACUGGGUGGGGGCGCGCUCGGUGGAGGUCUCUACAGCCCAACCAGCCCUAAGACGAGCCCUCGAACCCUGGGUCGAACCUUUGUCUUCCCCGCGUCGCCCUUGCUCUCCCCCGGCCGCGCUCGCUCGCCCUCCCCGCGAAGCCCCGAGCUCCUGGGAGUCAAUGUGGGCCAGCGGGUCCGACGACUGAGCUCGCCCGGCGGUGAGGAGAGAGGCGGAGGAGAGGGCCAGGAGGAGAGGGGAGGAGAGACGGGAGAGAAGCGAGAGGACAGGAGACGCCAGGCGCAGCUGCUGCAGAUACACAGAGAGCUGCAGAACGUUGAGGUCAGGGGAAAAGUUGGCAUUUUCGAGGCCCACAUUUCCGGUAUUCGUGCCCAGGUGCUUAACAGUGAGCUCCAGCGCAGUCCUCGGUCUCCAAGACGGUCGCCCAGCCAAACUCCUUCCAGUCCCAGCCAGCGAAACACAGCCCUCGACUGCCCAAUGACCCACCCACAGGAGAGUAAAGUCCCCCCUGUUGUCCAGAAUGGAAGAGAGAGGGAGGGAGAAACAAUGGAGGGAGAAAGGAGAGGGGGGAGGGAUGAAGGUGCGAAGGACAGCAAGGCCACUAAAACAAACACUGAGAAGACACUGAUUGGUCAAAAUGGCCGCCAUCCCGAAACAUUGAUGCAGACGCCCUGUUUGGAUGGACCGUUUGUUGUUCGGGGUUCCCACGAGGCAUCAAACGCAGAUGCAACAGCAGACAGAGAGAAAAAAGAGGGAGAGAAAGACAGAGAGGAGGUAGACAACAAACAGAUGGUGGGAGACCAAAGAGGACGGACAGAGAGAGAAGUGAGAGAUGAGGAACAGGGUCUCGAGACGCCGCUCCAGACUGAGGCAAACAGGCUGGGGGUUAACCCAGAAACCCCUGCUGUUCCGCAGGUGUCAAGCAGUGAGAGCUCCCAAUGCUUGCUGGACAUCACCGAUCACUCCUCCAACCACUCCUCCUCCACCCCUCCCUCCAUCCCCGCAGUCAUAAUAACGGACCACGGUCUGGAAAGCCAGCCUGAAACAUCCGAAGGCCCCGGCUCAGACCAGGGGCCGUGCCGCACACCGAGCCCCAGCUCCAGCCCCGUCCCUGGUCCGAACUCCUCCACCCGCUCCCUCAGGAAGCUGUCGUCCUCCUCUGCCUCCUCGGCCGGUUUCUCCUCGUCUUGGGAGGAGUCGGAGGAGGAUGUUUCCAGCGACGCGGAGAAAGGAGAGCACCUUCUCAACCCUGCCGUCCUCAGUUCAAAGCAGAAGGCACACAAGUCUUGGAAGAAGAUUAAGAACAUGGUCCACUGGUCACCGUUUGUCAUGUCCUUCAAGAAGAAAUAUCCCUGGAUACAACUGGCUGGGCACGCAGGGAGCUUCAAGGCGGGAGCCAACGGUCGUAUAUUGAAAAAACACUGUGACUGCGAGCAGCGCUGUCUGUCCCUCCUGAUGAGGGACGUGCUGCGCCCCUACGUGCCUGGUUACCACGGAGACGUGGAGAAGGACGGCCAGAAAUACAACCAGAUGGAGGAUCUGCUGGCCGAGUUUGACUUCCCGUGUGUGAUGGACUGCAAGAUGGGAGUGAGGACCUACCUCGAGGAAGAGCUGACCAAGGCUCGCAAGAAGCCCUCCCCGAGGCCUGACAUGUAUCAGAAGAUGAUCGAGGUCGAUCCCGAAGCGCCUACGCCGGAGGAAAACCAGCAGAAAGUGGUGACCAAACCCAGAUACAUGCAGUGGAGGGAGACCAUAAGCUCAACGGCUACUCUGGGAUUUAGGAUAGAGGGAGUCAAGAAGGAGGACGGGACAGUGAACAGAGACUUUAAGAAAACAAAGACGAGAGAGCAAGUUACUGCAGCCUUCCAUGACUUCGUCAAAGGAAAUAAGGACAUACUGAACGGCUAUUUAACCAGGCUGCAGGAAAUCAGAGACACUCUGGAGAUCUCCCCAUUCUUCAAAACCCACGAGGUGAUUGGCAGCUCCUUGUUAUUCGUCCACGACAGUAAAGGACGGGCCAAAGUCUGGAUGAUCGACUUCGGGAAAACCACGCCUCUUCCCGACGGGGACGAACUAACCCACCGAGCAUCGUGGGUGGAGGGCAACAGAGAAGAUGGUUACCUCUUUGGACUCGAUAGUUUGGUGGACAUCCUUUCAUCCAUGGUGAACUCUGAGACUUGAAGUCUGGGUUUAAAAAAAAAAAAAAAUCCAAGUGGACAUUUGGACACUCUACAACCGCUUGCACUCAUUCUCCCUUUACUCGGGAACACUUCGGACUUACUCAAGAAUUCCUUCACAGAUGUUUGCCCUCAUGUUGCAAACCACAACAUCCCAUAACAAUGUGAGGCCAAAUCCAUUCAUGGAUGUAACCUUUCGAUCCACUUCCGGUGGAUUUUAGGAUCUCGCUCUUCCCCAUCCAUAUUCCUUUUGAUGUGAUCCUUAAGGCCCAGCUGUAAUAGGCCGUUGUUACAUCUGUGUUUUUUCUAUUAUCACGUGUAGAAAAAUGUCUUUUCUUACAUGCAUUAUACCUUUCGACUACAGGAAUUCUCCAAUUAAGAGCAAAAAAAAAAUUAGAUAGCCUAAUGCAAACUGAAGGCUAAGGCUGGUGAUAUUCUAUAUAUUUGUUGUUACAAACAAAUCCCAUAAAACGACCAAACAAUGUCUCAGAUGUGUGAGUCUGUUUUUGGCCAGACUGUAUGUGGCUCUGUUUGUUCCUGCUGGAGAUGCAAAUCUUUAGAUCAGUUUGGGAUUUUUAUUUAUUUAUUUUUUUAAAAAGGCUGAAUAAUUUUCUGAAUAAUAUUCGAGAAACAGCUGGGCACUCUGGUUGUUAGCAAUCAUUACUCAAACAGGAGAAAAUAGUGCAUUAGUCGGGGACUAUUUUCAGCAGCGGAUUGAUACGGAUUAUAACAUUUAUGUACAAUAUUUAACGUAAUUGUUACUGUUAAAUGUACCAGAGUUAUCCAAAAGCUUUAUAUUAUAUCUGGCUUUACAUUUAAUUUGGUGCAAAAACUAAACAAAAAUCAUUAAUGCGUUUUUUGGAUGGAGCUCUACGGCACAGCAGAGUGAGCUGCAUCAGACUUCAGCUUGUCCAUUCAUUGUUUUUGCUUUCAUGGGAUUUGUUGAUAAUAAUGAAAAUUAUACAUAUAGAAAUAUUGCCAAAAUUUAAUUUACUGUGUGUGGAAUUUGAAAAUAGCUGACCUGGUGGUGGUAUCAUUUUUCUACAAACCAGCACUUAUGCUAUCCUGUUUUUAACGAUGCUGUAGUCACAUAAAAACUGUGAGUAGUGGGUUUAAAAAGUGCUGAACUCCCAUAUUUGACAUUAAAUGCCUUGAUUCGGUUGCUAUUAUACAACUAGAUAUACAACUUUGUGCAUAUGUUAGAUUCCAACUGAACUGUAUUUCCUCCUCAGCAUAUCUGUACUUAAAUGUUUGGGAUUUUUUUUUUUAUCCGUUUGACAACAAAUUCAGCACGUUGCCCACUUCUUUAAAAGAAGAAAAAUACACUUAAUUACGUUUCAAUAGUGUACAGUUGAGGGUGUUUUUACUCCUGAAAACGUGACUUUAGGCGUGUUUUUAGAGCUGAAAACAAAACUAGCCUAAGCUGUUUUUCACCUCUGUUUAACCAGUCGCACAGGAUUUAGAUACUGCAGGUCGGUCAGUGAGGGUUUCAGCGGCAGCCACGUUUGCUCCACAAUAAUCUGGCAAUAACUGGCAACUCUGUGGAGCUCACUGCAGUUUCAGUAUGUUAUGGGGGGCAUUGUUUCAUAUGUAACAUAUUUGCUGCCAACAUGGCGUCCAUUGUACUUCCCUGGCCAAACACUUACAACCCUUCUCACACAUUGUUGGGCUUGUUCACAGUGUACAGAAAGAUUUGUUAUGUUUGAUUUAGUUUUUGUAACAUUAUUUUAGUCUAGUCAAAUCCUGUGGAACACUUACAGCCAUGAACAAUCUUAUUUAAGCUAUACAGUGCCUUGACAUUACAAAGCCAAGUCAGACAACUGAAAACAUGUUCUUACUUUUUAAUGUGACGAUGGAAUUUUCUCUUAGUCUUAACUGUCGGUUUCUGUGCUUAGUCUUACCUGGGUGCAUGUUUAUUAUCCUCUUAAAGUUUGGGCUUAAUUUGUAUUUCAUUCUGUUUUUAUUUAUAACAUUAUAUAAUGUUUAGUUUUUUUUAGUGAAUGGGAUACUGUGACAUUUUGAAUUUUGGGCUGUUAUGUUGCUUUGUCCUCAAGCAUGUGUUACAGAAUGAGUGGAAGUCAAACUGCGGGGCAGGUCGCUGCCAUUGUGGACCUUAUUCAGACCACUGGACACGGCUGUAGAAAGACUGAUGAUGUUCACGUAAUGACGGUCAUUUAUUUUAUUGGGAAUGCAAACAGUCGCUAAACAAAACUGGUCAGCCAGAUGUGGGAGGAAAAAAAACUCAUAAUGUUAACAGGUUCUUGAUGAACAAUAAAAACUAAACAGUAGUUUCCACUAUAGCGUACAUUUAAAAUGCCAUGGUUUACAGUUAAUGUUUGCAGUGACAUUAGACAGAGAAACAGACUGAUUAUAAUUCCAUGCAGUGCCUUUUGUAAAGAAGUAGUUAAACAUUUUGGGAAAUACGGUUGUCAGCUUUUUUGCAGAGAUUCAGAUGAUAAGGUUGAUACCAUCCACCAGCAGCUGGUUAGCAUAGCUGAGCAUAAAGACCGGAAACAGGAGAAGCAAAACAAAUAUUUUUGAUCAAACAGACAAGAUAUGAGAUAUUGAUUAGCAGGCUUUAGAGUUGCGGGUAGCUGUUGCGUAGCUGUAAGCUAAGCUAACCGACAUCUGGCUCCAGCUUAAUUUUUAACUCUGGAAAACAGCAGAUAAACAUGUUUCCCGAAAUGUCAAACUAAGCCUUUAGGACCAACCAUCUUGGCUAAUGCUUAUGCUCCCAAAUGUGCACUUACGGUUGUUUGUUAGUAGGUAUCAUAUUGCUCUGGACUUGCUGGCUUGUGUAUUUAUUUGGAUUGUUCCUUUAAAGAAGUGUGUAUUUGGUGAACUAAAA
This is a messenger RNA of Chelmon rostratus (copperband butterflyfish), 5812 nucleotides long. RefSeq names its product inositol-trisphosphate 3-kinase B (gene itpkb). Gene Ontology annotation, molecular function: inositol-1,4,5-trisphosphate 3-kinase activity; inositol tetrakisphosphate kinase activity. Gene Ontology annotation, cellular component: nucleus; cytoplasm. The record is from RefSeq and is a predicted model, not a curated record. The coding region runs from base 626 to 2968 and encodes 780 amino acids. The transcript is spliced from 12 exons. Gene Ontology annotation, biological process: inositol phosphate biosynthetic process. Lineage: Eukaryota; Metazoa; Chordata; Actinopteri; Chaetodontiformes; Chaetodontidae.